Molecule: messenger RNA, 2620 nt
Organism: Oncorhynchus masou masou (cherry salmon)
Lineage: Eukaryota; Metazoa; Chordata; Actinopteri; Salmoniformes; Salmonidae
Product: carboxypeptidase N subunit 2
Exons: 2
Coding region: 216-1814 (532 amino acids)
Molecular function (GO): protein binding
Source: RefSeq, a predicted model, not a curated record
CUUCGGAAACUGUCCCGUCCCCAUCCCCUGUGAGCUAAUGAUUGAAUGACAGAAUCUGUCCAACAGCCAAAGGGUUUGUCUUGCCUAAUGUAGGUAUGUUGUGGGUGGAUUUGCACAGUGUUGGACUCAGUUGGACUCAGCCCUCAAAUCCACAAGGGAACUUAUUUCCUCUGCUUUGUGGGAAUUCUAAACAAAGAUACAAAACACAGUGAAUUAUGUGGAAAUACUUUGAUUCCAUGUUAUGGCUGAUGCUCCACCUCUCUUACCAAGGGAACACUUCCGACAUAAAUUGUCCUCCCAGAUGCCAGUGUUUCACGCCGACUAAGGUGAUGUGUUCUGAGGAGAGCAUGAGAAGCAUGCCCAUGAACAUCUCCACACAGGUGAAGGAGUUGGUCAUUAUGACGACGGGAAUGACGCACCUGGGCUCGAUCACGAUGCAGUACAGCCGCCAUCUCACCAAGCUGGUCUUCUUCAACAAUUUGCUGCAGGAUGUCUCCACCAUGGCCUUUGAUCACUUGACCGGGCUCGAGGAGCUGGAGAUCAGCGGCAACUCUUGGCUGGAUUGUUUGAACCCAGGUACUUUCAGCAAACAGAGAAACCUCACCAAGCUUUUGCUCAACUUCAACAGGUUCAAGUCACUGAAUGACGGCCUCUUCAGUUCACUUCAGAAGCUGAGGACUCUUCAGCUGAAGGGCAACAUCAUCUCCCACCUGCCCAGGCAGCUCUUCCAGAACCUGAGUAUUCACGCUCUUGACCUGUCCCUGAACAUGCUCACAGGGGUGGAUAAUGAGCUCCUCAGCGGCUUGUCCCAGCUGGAGUCCCUCAAACUGGGCUACAAUAUGAUCAAUGUCCUCUUGCCCGACACUUUCCACAACAUCUCCCACGUGAAAGAGCUUUGCCUGCAGGGAAACCAGAUAUCUUACCUCCCUCAGGGUGUCUUUUCACAUUUACAGAAACUAGAGGAGCUGAACCUUCGCAGCAACUUGAUCACAAAUGUGAGCUCUGGAACCUUUCCCGUUGGCUUGAGAGAGCUGGAUCUCAAAGGCAACAGGCUGGUUCAGCUUUCGUCUGACUCAUUCGGCCGUCUAACCAGUCUCACACACCUGUUUCUGUCAAUGAACCAGCUCACUAACCUUCCAGAGGAUGUCUUUCGGAACCUGACGGGCCUGCAAAACCUGGACCUCUCGGAGAACCAGCUCACAUCGCUGCCGGGAACUAUCUUCCAAGAUCUCACAAAGAUUGAAAUCAUCCACCUGCAGAAUAACAACCUGAGCUCUCUGGAGGCCAUGCUGUUUGAGGACCAGGCCUUCUUGGAGCAGCUGAACCUCUCAGAGAACAACCUCCAGACCCUUCCUCAGGGCUUCUUUGACACGUUCUUACACGAGAACGUGAUGAGACUGCGCAGGAACCCCUGGAGCUGCGACUGCCACAUGCUAUAUCUGUAUGACUAUGUGUCGGAGCACGGUCACUUGGUGGAGGACCUGAGUAAUGUGUAUUGUAAAGGCCCUGAGCCUUUGAGAGGACAUAGUCUGGUCUCCUUAGAGAGGGACCAGCUGGUGUGUCCAGGUAAUUUCUCUUCUAGAGCCAAAGCUACCCCCUUCCAAGGCUUGGAAGAGAGACCACACCCUAGCAAGUGUACUGUCCAGUUCAUCAACGACAACAUGACUAUCGAGUGCAAAGUGACUAAAUGUUCCCCAUUGAGACUUAUGGUGCAUUUCAAAGAAGGGGACGGCACCACAUCUGAGUACAUUAUGAAAAAGGACUGGGCAGAAUCUUCACAGUGUAGCAAUGGGACUAUAACUCUCACUGUGUGAAUGGUGUUCAUCAGCACAUGGGCUGAAGCUUUGCAAUAACUUCUCUAUGCAGAUUGGAUUUUCUUUAUCCAUCUAUGUAUAUCAUAGAGUUUUAUCAAACACACAAUAUUUUAUAUACCAACAUACUGUAUAUGAGAUGAGAGUGAAUUUCACCUGAAUUUAAUUUAAUUUCGAAGGUAUUGGCUUUGAAUAUUUUAUAAUAUGAUGUCUUGCAGACACAAGCAGUAUUGGUAUGCUCUUAAAUCUCUCCUACUGCCAAUGUCAAUAUUGUACAGACUUAACUCAACUCAAAACUGAUAACCAGGCUGACGGUGUUUCCCACUCAUAGCUGAGAGAUAAGAGAGGUGGAUGAACUAUCCCUUGCGAGGUUCAAAGUUCAUCUCUAAUGUUCUAGAGACUAUGUAAUGAACAUAGUACCAUCCACACAAUCAUAUACUAACAGAUAUAUCUACUGCAAUGCAUGCUCUUGCCAGCAGAUGACUCUAUUCCUCCAUUGACUUCACUGGCCAUGUUCCUUAAGUUGACUCUUGCUUUCGGCACCUCUGUCACUUGUAGAUUCUCAAACAUCAACACACAUGUUUAGAUGUAGUAGAUGGUAACUCUUUUGACAUGCAACAACAAAUUCACAUAUAGCUUUCAACCACCCCAGUAAUGAACUUUGUUGUGUUGUGUUGUUGAUCAGUCUUAAUUGAUGUCAGAAGGUGAAUUCACCAAUUUGUAAGUCGCUCUGGAUAAGAGCGUCUGCUAAAUGGCUUAAAUGUAAAUGUUAAUUCAUUAAACUGACAAUCUGUCUAUGGCUAAUUGAA